This is a messenger RNA of Malassezia pachydermatis, 315 nucleotides long. Its product is annotated as 60s ribosomal protein l33-a-like protein. The record is from RefSeq and is a predicted model, not a curated record. Gene Ontology annotation, cellular component: ribosome; cytosolic large ribosomal subunit. The transcript is spliced from 4 exons. Bases 1 to 315 code for a protein of 104 amino acids. NCBI's taxonomy places the organism in Eukaryota, Fungi, Basidiomycota, Malasseziomycetes, Malasseziales, Malasseziaceae. Gene Ontology annotation, biological process: ribosomal large subunit biogenesis; cytoplasmic translation. Gene Ontology annotation, molecular function: structural constituent of ribosome.
AUGACUCGUCUCUACAGCAAGGGCAGGAUCCUGGGUCACCGGCGCGGUAAGCGCAACUCGCACCCGAACGUUUCGCUCAUUAAGAUCGAGGGUGUUGAGAGCUCGAAGGACGCUCAGUUCUACCUUGGCAAGCGCAUUGCCUACAUCUACAAGGCUCCGACCUCGGUCCGUGGCAGCAAGUACCGCGUGAUCUGGGGCCGUGUCACCCGGACACACGGUGGCAAUGGUGUUGUGCGCAGCAAGUUCCGCAGCAACAUCCCUCCGGAGGCCUUUGGUGCCCCGGUCCGUGUGAUGCUCUACCCGAGCAACAUCUAA